Racocetra fulgida is the source of this 362-nucleotide messenger RNA. The record is from the annotation of a GenBank genome assembly. NCBI's taxonomy places the organism in Eukaryota, Fungi, Glomeromycota, Glomeromycetes, Diversisporales, Gigasporaceae.
UUAACUCAAGGCAUACAAUUUUGACGGAUACAACAGAGAACGACAUUGGAAUACGAGACAAACGAUAUGGAAAACUUUGUGAACUUAAAGAAAAGCUUGAUCCAGUGAAACUUGCGGCAGUAUUGGCUGAAGGUGCCGAUGUUGAUUUACCAGCACUAAAAAAUAUAUCACAUGGGGGGGGCGCUACCUUGAAUAACGGUGAACUGUCCAGAAAAUUUAUCACCGGUCCCGUCGUUGAGAGCAAAAUAAUAAACACCCGGGGGAACACUGACCGUCCAUUGGAAGGAUUGGGUCCAAGUGACCGGAAUAGAGGCACCUUGAGCAAUAUUACCAACAGGCGUGUUAACAACGUCAACACCUGA